AUGGCCCUGACGUCCCACUUCUUCCUAUACAGCAUCCUAUCAACAGUGGCGGUAUCGGCAGCCGUUUUGAAUGCCUUAAAGAAUUAUAGCAACUUCUACUCUGUAGCGAUCUACCUUUCGAGGAGCAGCCGCAGUGUUCUUAUCCUUGUAAACUUCGGCUUCCUCUUGGCUCUACUAUGCGGUCGGAUGAUGCAACGGAUAUUUCUUGGUCCUCUACAGACGAGGGAGGUCGAGCGUCUGUACGACCGCCUCUGGUUUUUUGUCACAGAGUCCUUGCUGGCUUUCACUAUCUUCCGGGACGAGUUUGACAUGCCCUUUGCAUUCAUGUUUGGACUACUUCUGUUCAUCAAAUGCUUCCAUUGGCUUAUGGCAGAUCGAAUAGACACGAUGGACCAAGUCCCGUAUCCAGGACCUCCACCUGUAUUCCAUGUCCGAAUGAACUGCUUGUGUGCGCUUCUAGCCUUCACAGAUAUGGCCAUGUUCGUAUUCGCAGUGGAGAGUACCUUGGCUCAUGGCAUUGGAGGCAAUUUGCUGUUCGCGAGCGAAUAUGCAAUUCUGAUGGCAAGCGCUCUCAACUCCAUGGCCAAGUACGUUCUCUCCGUAGUUGACCUGCGCAGAGCGAGAUCCCGGGGCGGUGCCGCUGCCCCGCCGUGGGAGAACAAGAGCAUGUACGUGUUCUACAUUGAACUGGCGACUGAUUUCCUCAAGUUAACCACGUAUCUGACCUUCUGCGGCAUAAUAGUCACGUUCUACGGACUACCGCUCAACGUGCUUCGCGAUGUCUAUCUCACGUCGCGCUCCUUCAUCACUCGGUUGCGUGCUCUCGUACGUUACCGUACGGCCACCCGGAACAUGGACGAGCGCUAUCCGAAUGCCACGGAGGAAGAGAUGAAUGCUAUGUCGGACCGAACCUGCAUCAUAUGCCGAGAAGAGAUGUCGCUCUCUAACACGCCGCCGCCGCCCGGCGAGUCAGGCGCGAACGCGGCUGAACCUCAGGGACAGAUACCCGACGGUCCGAACAUGACGCCCAAGAAGCUGCCCUGUGGUCAUAUCUUCCACUUCCAUUGCCUGCGAUCCUGGCUGGAGCGACAGCAAAGCUGCCCGACAUGUCGGCGAACAGUGCUGGAAACGAAUCCGCAGGGGGCACAGCCCGGCCAAGCUGCAGCGCGACCUCCUGGACCUCAACCAGGUAUGAUCCCGAUUCCGGACAACUUUUUUGGGCCAGCAGGGGGCCAGCAGAUUCCGCCUCAGGGCCAACAACCUCCCCAAGCGAACGCUCCGGGUUUCUUUGGCCGCAUCUUUGGCGCUGCCCAGCAACCUCCGAUAGUCCCGGGACAAUUUGCUGAAGGUGUACGCAUGGAACCGCUCCCGCUGCAAUGGAAUCAACAGCAGCAGCCACUUUACUACCAGCAGAAUCCGCAACAGCGACCUCUGCAGGCUGUACCGAUAUUCCAAGGCUUCCCAGGGCCGAAUGGCAUCUGGCAACCCUGGGGAGUGGACCAGCGGUGGUUCCAGCCCGAACUCCCUGGACAGGUGCCAGCUGCGCAGGAACAGCCCCCGCCGACACGAACGACACAGGCACCUGCACCUCAACACGACAACACAAAUCAUUUGGGAGAUGGCCCUUCCGCUCCCGGCUCUGCUGCGCCAGGAGGGACAGCAUCCGAGCCGGAACGAGCUAUCACGCCCAGAGAAGCUGCUGUACAGGCUGCUUUGCGUCGUUUCAACGGUGGAACUCCUCGCCCGGAAACGCUCACCUCGGAUUCGCGCGCUUCUUCAUCGAAUAACAUCACAAGUGCGUCCACCCCGGGACCCAGCGAUUUGCAGGGGACGAAUGGUCAGCAGACGUCUGAUGAUUCAACAGGCCUGAACAUCCCGGCUACUGGCACGUCAAAUGGGGACGACAGAAUGGAAAUUCCUAAGCUGAUACCUAUCCUGUCCCCUCCUCCGUUCCCUGGCGCUACGAGUUCGUACGUACCUUACAACCCGAACGCACCUGUCGGUUCACAGAGAACCGCUUACCCCGCACCUGAUCGUUCAAGUCAAACGCGUCUUCCUAGGCCGUUGGCACAGACGCCUAUAGACGAGAUAGGGAGGUCUCGUCGACCUCGCAUUCCGUUCACCCGGCUCCCCGAGACUCUCACUGAGGAGCAGCUGACACGGUUAGACCAGAUCACACGAGAUGCGAUCGACGAGCGGAUCCGCGUCCUCGAAGGAGUUUCAGGGACCGUGUCGCGCUGCGUGGAGGAGCUGCUGAGGGUGCGGAGCGUGCUCCCCAGUGUGCAGGCGGCUCUGCGAGAUAACCAAGGCCCGACGCAAAAUCUACGCGAAAAUUUUGCCGCUUCUUCGAGUAGUAGGGAUGCCGCUUCAUCAUCAUCAGCAAGCAGUGGUCAACGGUCCACCGCGGGACCCGAUGUGGCGGAAACUCUAUUGCAAUUGCGAGAUGAAGUUUUGGAGCGGACGUGGCGGACGUCCGAGCAAAUUUCAGAGGUUGUGUCUGGGGGCAGUGCUCGGGAUCCAUCCCAACCCCACGUCGGGUCAGAAUCCUCAGACUCAGAAGAAGACUGA
This is a messenger RNA of Gloeophyllum trabeum ATCC 11539, 2568 nucleotides long. RefSeq lists its product as uncharacterized. The transcript is spliced from 7 exons. The record is from RefSeq and is a predicted model, not a curated record. Gene Ontology annotation, cellular component: cytoplasm. NCBI's taxonomy places the organism in Eukaryota, Fungi, Basidiomycota, Agaricomycetes, Gloeophyllales, Gloeophyllaceae. The coding region runs from base 1 to 2568 and encodes 855 amino acids.